AUGACUUUUAAUGAUUUUCAGAAACACAUAUAGAAUUUAAAUUAUGUAAAUUAAGUAUCACAACAAUGUUAAGCCAGUUCUACAAGGUCAAAUUAAGAAGAAAGAAGUGGUUACAUGCAAUAUAAUCAGCCUCUAUCGAACCAAAGCAAAUAAAACAUCUAACAUUUUUCAUAAAAUUAAAUAGAUUAAAAAUAAGGGAAAUCAUUUAACAAUAGCUAUUUGUAAGAAGAAUAAAAGGUUUUUUCAAAUACAUAAAAUAAUAUAUAAUAAAGAAGCUAAAAAAAUUGCCCUCUUCCACCUAGUUAAACUUCUAUUUAAUAAGAUUAGAGCAAUAAAAAAAAGAAUACUUAAAGUUAAAGUAUAUCAAAUUUAGUUAGAAAUAACCUCCUUUUAAAAAAUAGUGCUUAGAGUGAAUAACAAAUAGAGUAAAGUAAUUAUAAUUACUCAAAAAAUACAAAUCUAGUGAAUAAUUAGUAGUAGUAAAUUAAUUCUUAAUCAGCAUCUUACUUAAGCAACAAGCAAUAUACAAAUUAGCAAGAAUAAUAAAGGUAUUAAUAAUAGCAAGUAUCAAAUAGAUGGCUAUUUACUAAUCAAAACUAAGCAAAUAACUAGAAUCAAAAUAAUGAAAAGAACUAAUAACCAGUAUCUAAUAAUAUAGAUCUUUAAAAUUUUCAAACUAAUACUAUGCUUGGUUGUAAGUUAGCCUCUAAUUAAUAAUCCUUCUAAAAUACUCCAAGGGAUAAAAUUUAACUACCUCAAUAAAAUUAAAAAAAUAGCUAUUUAGACUUCGAGUCAAGUUAAUAGUAAACAUCUAAAAAUUAAGCAAGCCAAUAUAUGACUAAAAAUACAUAAUUUAUAAAAAAUAAAGAACCUUAGACAUUUCAAUCCAUAUUGCAGUAGUAACAAAAUCACACUUAAAACUCUUAAAGUAACUAACAAAGCUUUCAAAACGGAGUUUAAUUAAAUAACUUUCCAUAAACAAACGAAUUAGAUCUAGCAGCUGAAACACCAAAGUAAAAAUUUUUUACAAAAAUAUAAUACGACAAUAAUAACUACAACAAAAAUAAUAAGUCAACUGAUAACAUCUCAACCAAUAGUUUGUUAAAAAGAAAUAGUGAUAAGAAAAAUAAUUUGAGAAAUGUGACUCCUCCAGAUUCAACUAUUAGAUAUAAAAUAUCAAAUUAAAAUAAUCUGGAAACUCCUUAAUGUAAUUUUUCCAGUCUUAUCAUGAAAAAUGAUUAAUCUCAUUAAUAAUUACCUCGUAAAAAUUUAAAUAAUUAACUUAAAUUAGAGAGUAUAGAUUAAGAGAAUUAUUAUAGCUAUAAUCAAUAAGCAGAGCGAUAGGUUUAAAAUAAAAUGACACCAAACUAGUAUGAAAGUAGAAUUUAAGAACUUAAAUAAUUAGUUAAUGAUUCUGAAAAUAUUUUAAAUACAUCUGAGUCAAAAAUAUAAAUUAACGAAGAAAGCACUCCACUUAAUAACAAACAAAAAUUCCGUUAUAAAUUAGAAGAAUUCUAAUAAGAAAAUAAUAAAAAUUAUGAUUUUAAUAAAAAUAAUAAUAAUAAAUUAAAUAAUGGAACUGAGAAUUCAUUAAGUGUAGAAGAGCAUAUUGAUGAUAGUAUUUUGGAUGAAAAAAUUUCAAGGAGUAUGUUUAAAGCGAAUCCUUCAUAGCACAUUUAAUAAAAAGUUCAAUAUGAAUGCAUAUCAAUAAAAUGUUAAAAUUGUUAGUAUGAAUAACAACUUCAAUUAAAAAAAAUUUUAGAAAAUAUCAAAUAAAGCUUGAAUAGCAAUGUUUUUAUGAAUAACUUUACGAGAGAUAACAGCUAUAGAAACGAGAAUUAGAUAAGAGAAGUUAAAGAAUAAUUGAGCCCUGAAACUACACUUAAUAGUAUAAAUGAAAAUAGCUAGGAUCCUAACAAGACUAUUAGACAACUAAACUGUCUAGCUAGUGCCACGUAUUUAGAUUUAAGUAAAAAAUCUCAUGAAAAUUAAAGAUCUUCAUCUUCAACUUGUAAUCUUAACUCCAACAAAUUAAAGCAAAAUAAUUAACUGAAAUAAAAUAAUGACCAUGAACUCAAUACAAAGAUUGAAAAAAUUAAUGAAUAAUUGAAGUUAGAAGUGAAAAAUUUGACAUAAAAAGAAUUUGAAUUAGAAUUUCAAUAAUAAAAAAUGGAUGAUAUGAAUACUUAAAUUAAGACCUUAACUUUAAAAUUGCAAGAAAUUUAAGAAUAGAAAACUGAUUGA
Tetrahymena thermophila SB210 is the source of this 2244-nucleotide messenger RNA. RefSeq lists its product as hypothetical. The record is from RefSeq and is a predicted model, not a curated record. The transcript is spliced from 5 exons. NCBI's taxonomy places the organism in Eukaryota, Ciliophora, Oligohymenophorea, Hymenostomatida, Tetrahymenidae.